Molecule: messenger RNA, 2672 nt
Organism: Notolabrus celidotus (New Zealand spotty)
Lineage: Eukaryota; Metazoa; Chordata; Actinopteri; Labriformes; Labridae
Gene: cfap36
Product: cilia and flagella associated protein 36
Exons: 11
Coding region: 543-1793 (416 amino acids)
Cellular component (GO): ciliary base; axoneme
Source: RefSeq, a predicted model, not a curated record
AACUUGUUGGAGAGCUGCCUAUUUUCAUAGCGUCGUAUUUGUAGCCAGGUAUCUAUUGGUAAUAGAUAAACUUGUAUUCAUUUGGUUAAAUAAAUAUUUGAUAAUUAGUUUUUAUACAUUACAUUUGCUGCAAAAUCAUGUAGACAAAACAUGGGAUAUGUGGUGCGGAGUUUGAAACAGAGACGGCAGCAGAGAUUCUGGUGACUGGUACCUGUACUAAAUACAUACCUGGGCUCGAGCUCCAACCAACACAGCAGUGGAAUGACGUAACUGUUGCCUUAGCAACCGAUUAGGCGUCACCACCGUGCUCUGCAGAUUCAUGAGUGCGUUUCUCUGAACGGAGGCUACUCCGUCCCGUCAGGAGAGAGACAUAAACAGCGUCCAUUCAGCGCCAUGGGGACCACAUCAUGAAGGGAAAUAAGCCAGAUGUGUUUUUCCGUCCGAGUGAUUUGGAGUAACUCUGGAGCUGGACGCGCAGACCUGAAGAACAUUACUGUUCCUGGAGCUGUUGUCGUUUACAUUACCGAGCAGCUGCAGCCAACAUGGCUGAGGAUGACAGCGAGUGGGUGAUUGAGAGCAUCGUAGGCUACCUAGGAAGCCCGGAGUGGGUCAUACCUGUCACGGACUUUAUGGAACACAGAUGCACAGUUUUUGAUGACGAGGAUGAAAAUAAGUUGUCAUACACAGAUAUCCACGCGCAGUAUAAAAAACUGGUGGAGAAGCUGUUAGAUAAUUACAUGCAGGAGGUAGGCAUCAACGAGCAACAGUUUCUGGAGGCAUGCACCUCUCCUUUUGCCAAGUCAAAAACACUGCAGUCUGUGUUUCAGCCAGUCUUGGCAACAGACGACUUCCAGAUGUUUCGCUCACUGAUGGUCCAGAAGAACAUGGAGCUGCAGCUUCAAGCCCUCAGGGUCAUUAAAGAAAGAAAUGGGGCACUCCCGGAGUGUCUGACUGACGGCGUGGAUGUGAUGGCAGAGUUGCAGGAGCAAGAGAUGAAAAUCCUGCAAGAGGUUCUCAAAAAGUCAAAAGAGGAGUAUGAUGAGGAAAUGUCCAGGAGGAUGCGAUUAGGGGAAGAGGUUGGUUCCACUUCCAGCAGCUGCUCUGAUAAGCCAGUGGUAGAGAGCAGGGAAGCCCAUAAUGCCACGUCUGCUCCCAGCCAACAGGGCAACACUGCCAAGACCAAAACCAAGGGGGCCGGUGACACCAGCGGCAGUAAUGGUCACCACCUUCCACUGGUGAAUGGACACGCUGAAUCGAACCCGGUCAACAGCAAACCUUCAAAAAAAGAAGAUAGCAAGACCGUUGCCACAGGAAGUGCAGCUAAAAGCAGCUCCACACCUAAACCCAAGCCAGACAGUGGCAGUAACGGUGUGGAGUCCAGAGUCCUCCCAGCAGUCAGAGCUGCAGUGAAGCCCUCUGAACCCUCAGUCAGCCUCAAUCCUGAGUCCAAGCAGCAGAGCAGCAGCAGCCAGAAUGCAGCCGAGGCAUACCUGGAGGAGGCGCACAGAGAGGCUGGCUUCUCUAAGCCAUACACUGAGUUGACGGCGUCUCAGCAGGAGGAGCUCCAGCAGAGGGCGACAUAUCUCCGUCAGCAGCGAGACAAGCUGCAUGCACUGAAGAAAGAACAGCAGAAAAGCAAGCAGACGACCACACCAGAGGAGUUACCAGCCACCACAACCACAACUACCACAACCAGCAGCACAACCCCGGAGAUAUCUGCAGAGGAGAAGAAGAAGCUGCAGAAGAGAAAACAUCUGGCUGACAAGCUGAAGGAGGAAGUAAUCAAGAAGUAACUUCCUUCUUAUACUGCAAUAUUCUGACUUCUAUCCCAUCUGUGUACUCUGUCAGUCAGACAUAAGACUUCCUUUACACAGCCUCCUUCAGCCAGAUAAUUCACCUUUCAGUGGAGGGGUUUCCAAAGAUACAUAACUAGUAUGAGGUCUUCCUUCAUCAGCGUUCUUUUCAGUGCUGUCUAUAGAGGAAGAAGGUGCAUCUUUUUUUUUUUUUUUUUUCAGAUGUACCAGUUCAGUAUGCGUCAGUCUUCGCUAACAAGAGACCAUUCAAGUAUUUGUAAGACCUUUUAGCCAGUCACAUAUGUUUGACCGAGCAAGAUAUGAAAAUAUCAGGCAAACUGAGAAGCACAAGGACGAGGCAGUCAAACAGCAGGCUAUGUUGAAUGCCUGGAAGAAGUCCCUGAAUGGUUAAUAAUGGUCUAAAAAAAUCUUACAUUUCAGAGCUUCACUAUUCAUAGAUAUGUAAAUGAUUAUUAUGCAACACUACACUGGUCAGUAUGACUCAUUAUCUAUUUUUCUGCUCACUAUAGAUUGAGCCAUAAUGUAGAGAACAGUGGAGGAGUGAUUAUGGACACAUCUCAAAGCUACAUUCAAAAAAACAUACAGACUUAAUGUUAGGCACAGCUGGUCUGGCUUUGUAUCAGUGAGUUAAGGGUUAAUGUUGAGAUGAGGUAACAUUUGCUAACACAAGUGUAAAGUCUUAUUUACGUUGGGUGGAACAUCAUAAGGCUGAUAACAUGACAGCAGAGCUAUGUUGAGGUUGGACAGAUGAUGAUAACUAUGUGUUCAUAAAGGGGCCAAGAGAACAGUGUGUCGCUUUCUAUAAUGAACGCAGUAUUUCCUGUAUGCUGUUUAAUAAAUCACAUUUUAUAGAAACGA